CGUCAAUAGACAGCGUCUCUCUGCUGCCUCUUUCAUACUGUUGCUUGUUCAAAACCCAAGACAACAAUGGCCACCAAGUUCAGAAACUCUUUCUGGCUAAAAACCAACGAGUUUGCGCCACAGGUGUUCCUUUUCCGUAAUAUCGAAACUGGGCAAGUGGUGUACUCGCAGACCCCACAUGUCACGAAAUACCAGAUAAAACAGCAGUUUUUCCGUCCUAACAAGGAGAACAAGAAGCCGCUUCCACGUCAUGAUAUCUGGCGUCCUUUGGCCGUUGCACAAUUUAACGACUACCAGAAGGCGGUCCAAGCUUAUCAUGGGUUGGUGGAGUUGAGAUACAUGCGCCAGGUCAGCAGAAAGGAUGAGUCCCAAUCUCUCAGAAAACUCAAUGACUACAACAGAAUCUGGUGCUCAGGACAGUACAGACCAACCUACACUAUGGAGUCGACCGCCGAUUUGAGUGCGGUCAUUGAUGAGCUUAAAUUAUCCGAAAACUGUAAGAUUUACUGGGAUGGACUGUGGUGGCGAGGUGAUGCCAAACACUGGAACGAAAAUAUAGAACAUAUCGAUUUGGAAAGAUUUGGUAGAAGAGAGAAAUUUGUCAUCCUCGACGAAAUAAGAGAGAAGGGACUGUUGGAUUUCCAAAAGAACUCCCAACUGGAAGAAGCCCAACCUGAAUCCCAAACUCAGCCUCAACAGCAAACAACUGCUUGAUCCAAACAAUGCAUACUCACAUGUACAUAGCGUUUGCCUACCUCUUAGUCUUUUGGCGCCUAUAUAUAUAACUCCCCGAUACAAGUUAUAGAAACUUAAUAUACUCUUCUGUUGUCUCAGAAGUGUACGCAGUAGCUCGCACCUAUAUUUUACUGGGGGAAAUCAAAUAUCACUGAUAGUUGUGCUUGAUCUUUCACAAAUAUUUGCUUCGUGAAGAUCUGACUAGCACAUUCUUUUGAUAUUUUCCCCCUACUGCAACCUUUCAGCUAUUUUUCAACCCCAAGGUCCAGUCACAAGACCUUAGCAGCCACAAUGUCUUCUACUUCCG
Molecule: messenger RNA, 1042 nt
Organism: Pichia membranifaciens NRRL Y-2026
Lineage: Eukaryota; Fungi; Ascomycota; Pichiomycetes; Pichiales; Pichiaceae
Exons: 1
Coding region: 67-714 (215 amino acids)
Biological process (GO): positive regulation of mitochondrial DNA replication; DNA recombination
Cellular component (GO): mitochondrial large ribosomal subunit; nucleus
Molecular function (GO): structural constituent of ribosome; DNA strand exchange activity; single-stranded DNA binding
Source: RefSeq, a predicted model, not a curated record